GGCUGAUUUUCGUACGGCCGAUGUGCUCUUUGAGAUUGAGCAUCUUGUGGAAAAUGAUGAUUUUCUACAGCAAAAGGAUUCUAUACUAAACUCAAAGGCACCAUCACUUCUCUUGUAUAUAAUGACAGCAUGGGUUCGCUCAAAUGUCAGCUUCAUCUUCGAAGUCGCAACUCCAGCUACCAAUUGAUUGAGCACUUGUUAUUUGGCAGUUCUUAUCUUAAAACUCCUUGAUAUCGGUUGACGUCUGAUUCAUAACCGUCCUAGUGAGCCCAUUUGCUUAACACUAUUUGCGUUUAUAUAAAAUCCACCUUCCCGGACCCUACCACAUCAUGUGCUGUCAUAAAUCCAAGGCUCAGCUCAGGAACGGAAGCUCGAAGGUAGGGUGCAGGCCUUGCCAUUCGCGCUGUCAACCUAAACGCACAGUGCAGCAAGAUAAUAUAAUGGAGAAAGGAAACACUGAAGUCGUUCCUCAGCAUUUUAACAACUGGCCCAAUUCACAGGGUUUCGAAAGCUGGGACGAGCAACGGGAGCCUAUCGAGCUCACCGUAAAGGGCGUCAUCCCUUCUUGGGCUUCUGGAACUUUAUACCGCACUGGACCGGGCGGACGCACCAUCGAGACCGAUAAAGGAACCACGUUCAAGCUUUCUCACUGGUUCGAUGGCUUCAGCCAGGUGCAUCGAUUCCAAAUCAUCCCCCAAGGCACCCCGGAUGGAGUAUCCCGAGUCGUAUACAACUCCCGGCACACGGUCGACAAGUUCGUUGAGAAUAUUCGCAAGACGGGCUCCUUGAAUGACUUUAGUUUUGCACAGAAACGUGACCCGUGUCAAAGCCUGUUCAAGAAAUUCAUGAGCUAUUUCAAUUCCUCAACGGACGCCAACAUUGGUGUCACUGUGUCUACCAACUUCCCCGGACUCCCUCCCAUCUCAAACGAUGAGCGAAGCAACGAAAGCAAGCCUCACCAUGCUUCAGGCAUUCAAACCUUGACCGCGAAGACCGACAGUGCAAGGCUUAAGCGCCUUGACCCUGAGACUCUCGAGCCAGUAGGCGUCACUGACCAGCGAUGCCUCCACCCAGAUCUCAGCGGGCCCUUUUCUGCCGCCCACGCCAAAUCUGAUCCCGAGACUGGCGACGUGUUUAAUUAUAACCUCAGCAUUGGACGUACUUCUGUCUAUCGCGUCUUCCAUGUAUCUGCCGCAACGGGAGAAACGACCAUUCUCGCGACCGUUUCCGAUGCACCAGCUGCCUACCUUCACUCCCUCUCGCUCACACGCAACUUUGUCAUUCUCUGCGUCUGGAACAGCCAUUACGCCAUGGGAGGCGCCAAGGUUCUCUGGGAACGCAAUAUCCUCGACGGCAUCAGCGCAUUCGAUGCUUCCAAGCCUGCUAAAUGGUACGUCAUUGACAGACACCACGGCCAAGGUGUCGUCGCUUCAUUCGAAAGCGACCCCUUUUUCUGUUUCCACACCAUCAACGCAUGGGAAGAAGAAGCGCCGCCUGCAUAUGCCGAACAGACCGAGCAUACUGAUAUCGUCGUCGACAUGUCCGUCUACGAAAACCUCGACGUGCUCAAACGCUUCUACUACGAAAACAUCCUCUCGGACUCCCCCGCCGCAGCCAAGUUUGUCGGAUCCAAAGGCGACUCCGCCCGUGCUCAGCUCCGCAGAUACCGUCUCCCCGGCAUCCCUGCUCCUGCUGCUCUGCCUUUCCAAGCGCCCGACUUGUCGUCUUCGUCGGGACAUCCCAAGCAGGCCAAAAUCGACUUCACCGCUCCCCGCUCCUCCUCGGGCGAACUCCCUACCCUGAACCCGAAAUACUUGACCCGUCCUAACCGCUACAUUUACGUCGUCACCGACUCGGGCGAGCAAUCCGUCUUCAUGGACGGCCUGGGCAAAUACGACACCCUCACGGGAGAACUCACCAGGUGGUGCGAGCAUGGCCAGAACCCCGGUGAAGCGAUUUUCAUUCCCGCGCCUUCGGGCAAAAACGAAGAUGAAGAUAAUGGUGUCCUCCUAAGUGUUGUUCUCGACGGUCAUCGUGGAAAGAGUUAUCUCCUUUGUCUCAAUGCGCGAGACAUGACGGAGCUGGGCCGCGCAGAGAUCGAUAUGGUUGUCGGGUUCGGAUUCCAUGGUACCUUUUUU
This is a messenger RNA of Xylona heveae TC161, 2138 nucleotides long. RefSeq lists its product as hypothetical. Gene Ontology annotation, molecular function: carotenoid dioxygenase activity. The transcript has 4 exons. The annotation marks the transcript as partial. NCBI's taxonomy places the organism in Eukaryota, Fungi, Ascomycota, Xylonomycetes, Xylonales, Xylonaceae. The record is from RefSeq and is a predicted model, not a curated record. Gene Ontology annotation, biological process: carotene catabolic process.